Molecule: messenger RNA, 1530 nt
Organism: Solea senegalensis (Senegalese sole)
Lineage: Eukaryota; Metazoa; Chordata; Actinopteri; Pleuronectiformes; Soleidae
Gene: fgf8b
Product: fibroblast growth factor 8b
Exons: 5
Coding region: 251-949 (232 amino acids)
Biological process (GO): neuron differentiation; limb morphogenesis; regulation of cell migration
Cellular component (GO): cytoplasm
Molecular function (GO): growth factor activity; type 2 fibroblast growth factor receptor binding; type 1 fibroblast growth factor receptor binding
Source: RefSeq, a predicted model, not a curated record
UUUUUUUUUUUUUGGUGACAGCGACACUUUCUCCGGAGUUUGGAUUGGCACCGGAGUCCAAACCAAAUCUCCUGGACAUUUCUUCAUGUAGAGCGCUGAGUGGAACCUUUCCCCGCGUGGGACCCUGACAGUUUUGGAUCUCUUAAUUUCACGGCUAUCGCCUUCUAUGUGUAACAAGAGGGACAUAAAUCUGGGAAAAUCUGAAAUCCCCAUCAGGAGGAACUGUAUUUCCAAGAGCUUCUAGCUGCGAAUGAGCGGAGUAUUCAUGAAGCAAUAUCUGAACUAUUACAAGAUGAGGCUGAGAACAUCGAGGUUAGGUUAUCUGUUACUCCAGUUCACGGCGCUUUGCUUUUACGCACAGGACUCUGUGCAGUCACCUCCUAACUUCAAGCACCAUGUCACCGAGCAGAGCCGCCUGUCGGACCGCAUGAGCCGCCGCUUGACCCGCACCUACCAGCUGUACAGCCGCACCAGCGGCAAACACGUCCAGGUCCUGGCCAACAAGAGGGUCAACGCCAACGGAGACGACGGAGCGGUGCACGCUAAACUGGAGGUGGAGACAGACUCCUUUGGAAGUCGCAUUCGCAUUAAAGGGGUGAAGACAGGAUAUUACAUAUGCAUGAACAAGCGGGGGAAGCUGAUUGGCAAGCGGAAAGGACGUGGCAAAGACUGCAUCUUCACCGAGAUUGUUCUGGAAAACAACUAUACGGCCCUCCAGAACGCCAAGUACGAGGGCUGGUAUAUGGCUUUCACACGCAAGGGCCGUCCAAGGAAGGCCUCCAAGACCAAGCAGCAUCAGAGGGAGGCCCACUUCAUGAAGCGUCUGCCCAGGGGACAUUUGCUGAGUGAGAGGAGGCCGUUUGAUGUCCUUCCUCUCCCUGUCCCGGUGCACCCUUUCAACAAGCGGACUAAACAUUCCCAUCAGCAGCAGCGCUCUGGGGGCCGCUGAGGACUCAGACCACUGAUGGAGAACUGUGGUUGAACCAGCACAAGAACCACUACCAGAGGAAACAAGUGCUCCCACACCGUACAGUCAAGUGCCCAUACACUUUUUGCCUCAUUUUGUGGACUUGUUAUGUAAUUCUUUGUACUGGAUUGUGUGUAAACAAUCUAAUAUCUAAUCUGCUAGUUAUUUCCAAUUCAGUCAAACUUUAGGAAUGUGUUUUUCUUCUCUAAUCAGGGGGCAUUUACAGAACUGAAGAGCUCAACUACAUUGCCAUGAACCUUUGGUUAGGAGUUAGCCUGCUCAGCAACAAAGAAUGUUUAAAAAAAAGAAAAGAAAAAAAAAAAAAGGAGUACAAUGAAGCUAGACACGGCAGCUAUCUGUGGAUUUCUUUUCUUAAGGUCACAGCGUAUGAGUCUCAGUUGACAUGCUAUCUCGCCUGUAGGAGGAUUUUGGUGAAAUUUAACCUUGUUUUUUUGUUGUUUUUUUCUACAUAUAUAAAUAUAUUUUUACUGUAAAAAUGUAAAUUGUGUCAAAUGAUGGAAAAUAUUUAUUGUAGAGUGUAUAUUAAAACCACUAAAGAAUCA